AUGUAUGUAAGUUACUUACUGGAGAAGGACGUUGGCAUGUACCAUGGAUCUAUGCGUGCCCACCCAGGGCUACAGAACUACCCUAGUGCUCCUCAGUACCCAGAUUAUGGGGGAUAUCAUGGACUGGGCAUAGACUCUUCUGCACCAUCAUCUGGUUCCCCAGCCUGGAUAACUCCAUAUGGAGCCCCAAGGGAGGAUUGGAACCAUUCAGCUUACCCAGGAGGGCACACCCCAAUAAACCCGUCUCCAGGGGGUAGUUUGGGGUACAGCCCAGUUUCUGACUACCCAGCUGGGCAGGUGCAAGGACCACCAUGUGUUGGAGUAUUGCCAGUUGGUCAUCAGCCUCAGCUCUCUCCGGGGGCAGCAGAAGGGCAGAGGAGGCAUCAUUACGAAUGGUUGAGGAAACCAACUACCCAAGGGACCUCGGUAAAAACAAGGACAAAAGAUAAAUACCGGGUAGUAUACACUGACCAUCAGAGGCUUGAGUUGGAGAAGGAAUUUCACUACAGCCGGUACAUCACCAUCAGGAGGAAAGCAGAGUUAGCAGUCACUCUUGGCCUCUCAGAAAGACAGGUGAAGAUUUGGUUCCAAAACAGACGAGCAAAGGAAAGGAAGAUCACCAAAAAAAGGAUCCAGCAGAACCAAACAGGCCACCCAUGUCCUGAUUCUUUAAGUCCAGUGUCCAAUAUGGGCCAUAUGAUGCAGGUUCCUGCCAGUCACGUGGGUGUACUGCAAAACCCUGUCACACAAUGACACCAAGGAGUUUACUGUUUGACUGUAAAACUGCUGAAACUCAACUCGGGGCAUAGAUUUCAGGCCCCCAUAGGCCAGCACUGUCAUAGACAAAUUGUCAGCUUGGAUGGGAGAUAUAGAUGAAGGAAAUCUCUAACCACUUGAUUCAUAUAGGAUCUGAAACAUUAUUCAUAAAAAAUGGGGAUAUUCAUACUAUGAACACAAAUAUGAAAUAUUCUAUUUGAAUUAUUUUGGAAAACAUUUUUCCAAAUGCAAGGAAAGACUGCUACAGAUCUUCAAAAUAAGGUGGUUACCUGACUGUAUUAUAUUUUAUAAACAGAAUGGCAAAGUGACUUUUUAAGUGAUAUGACUCAGGGAUUGAUUAUUUUGGUAGAAAGAAAAAUAUCUUGUUAAUAAUAUACAACUGCUGUUUACUUUUUUUUUUGUGCCAAGCAAGAUAGAUACUUGCUUCCUAAUAUUGAAUAUUUUAGCUCCAGAUGUGUUUUCUAACAU
Molecule: messenger RNA, 1245 nt
Organism: Bombina bombina (fire-bellied toad)
Lineage: Eukaryota; Metazoa; Chordata; Amphibia; Anura; Bombinatoridae
Gene: CDX2
Product: caudal type homeobox 2
Exons: 3
Coding region: 1-753 (250 amino acids)
Biological process (GO): cell differentiation; anterior/posterior axis specification; embryo development
Cellular component (GO): nucleus
Molecular function (GO): RNA polymerase II transcription regulatory region sequence-specific DNA binding; DNA-binding transcription factor activity, RNA polymerase II-specific
Source: RefSeq, a predicted model, not a curated record